GUAUGUCCACAUCUGACCAAAGAUAUCUUACAAAAACACAAUAAACAUGAAUGGGAUGUAUAUGGGAGCCAUAUUCCUGGUGAUUCUCGCAACAUCCGUGAAUGGGCAAAACGGGUGUAACUGUGCUGGCCUACCAGAUGGCUGGGUGUGCGAAUCUGGAUGCAAAGCGUUUACUCGAUGUGUAAACGAGCAGCCAGUAUACACUGAGUGUCCUCCCUACUACGUAGUGGAAUCUGAAACGUGGACGUGUGUUCCCGAGGAUUCUGCACCACCACCAUGCGGACGAGGAUUUGAUAAAAACUGUACAGGUUUACCCGAUGCUAGAUACCCGGAUGUAGAAAGUGGAUGUAGUACUUACUACUCAUGUGAAGAAGGCAAUUUUGGAAUCAGACAGCCAUGUCCCGAUGAUCUUGUCUUCGAUGUAAUAAAGCAGUUAUGUAAUUGGCCCCGAUCUGUCUGCCCGCCGUGUGGAACGGGAGAGACUCCAGAAGAACCCUGUCCUCAACCCACAGGCAAACCCACAGAUGCACCGACUGUUGCACCGACAAAUGCAACCACUGUUGCAUCAACUAUUGCACCAACAUUUGCACCUAUUACAGGAAUCGGCUCAUGCAUCGAUUGUGCAAAUCAACCUGAUGGACUAUGCGAGGUCGUCAACUGUAACCAAAAACGUGAAUGCCUCAGUGGUUUGAUUAUAACUACGACUUGUAACGAAAAUCUUGUCGUAGAUUCAGAUGACGAUUUUAAUUGCAAUUUAAUACCUGAAGUUUGUCCACCGUGUGGUACAAAGCCGAACUGUUAAAAUAGAACAUUAUCAAUGCUGUAAUGCUGAUGUUUACUGGUAGCCGUUAUAAACCUUCAUUGUACAUAAUUAUCAAGGUUGAGUUUGAGACAAGAGCACAAGAGAUACACAUAGGCCGGUGGGAAGAUGUGAACUAUCCAAUACAAGUUACAACAUUGGAUGUCAAAUGGAUUUUACUUUUUGUGGGCAGUAUUAGAGACUACGCAAUAGUGUAUAGUAGUGUAGUGUAUUAGCCAGCUAAUUCCGUUUCAUUGACACACCGAUCGAUUUUAAAAGAAAU
Owenia fusiformis is the source of this 1082-nucleotide messenger RNA. The record is from the annotation of a GenBank genome assembly. Lineage: Eukaryota; Metazoa; Annelida; Polychaeta; Sabellida; Oweniidae.